Messenger RNA from Daphnia magna, 4567 nucleotides. RefSeq lists its product as uncharacterized. The transcript has 2 exons. Gene Ontology annotation, molecular function: zinc ion binding; nucleic acid binding. NCBI's taxonomy places the organism in Eukaryota, Metazoa, Arthropoda, Branchiopoda, Diplostraca, Daphniidae. Bases 223 to 1284 code for a protein of 353 amino acids. The record is from RefSeq and is a predicted model, not a curated record.
UCUUGUCGUCCCUUGUCCUGUCUCCUGUCGGAGGCGUACGUAUGCGUGUGUGUGUAACACACUGUAAGACUCUUACGUUCGUUUGAGUCGUCUAAGGAAGGGUUGCGGCGUUUGCCUGGCCACUUCCGCGUAGUGUUUAAUAUAUGUGGUUCCAGUAGAAUCACCUUUCACUUUCCCGAGGGUGCAACAGCUUUCGCAAGAGUAAGAGACGAAGGAACGGAGAUGGCGGUCGAUCUAGUUGACGCUCUAGUGCGUCUAGCAAAUGCGAUGGCAAAUGACAGACAAGCGGCACAGAAUCAAGCAGCCCAACUCUUGACAGCUAUGGACCAACAAACGCAGCAGACAGCAGCACUCGUCACGGCAUUGAACGCACUUCCAGCAGCAGCACCAGCGGCCGGUGCAGGAGGUCCAGCUGCAGCCGUAAUGCCUCGUAUUUCAGCCACCGCAGUCGAGUCGAUCCCACGUUUUGAAGGGGGAUUGAAAGAUUUUCCGCAAGAUUUUGUGGAAAUGGUAGAGAGAGUGGCCGUUGCAGAGAAUUGGACAGAUGCGCAGCGAAUUCAAGUAGCAGCUAGAAGACUCCUAAAGACUGCAUUGGAUUGGCAUAUUCACGCAGGACAUGCGUUUGCUAAUUGGGGUGAUUGGUCUAAUGCUUUCAUCGCUAAUUUUUCACCACGUUUAAAUUUUAGUGAAUGGCACCGUCUAGUCGAAGAGAGACGACAGAAAAUUGGAGAAUCUGGUAUUGAGUACGCCUUAGAUAAGCAAAAGUUAUUACGUGUUUCCCCUAUCCCCCUUAAUAAUGAGCAGAUGGUUUCUUUUCUAAUUGACGGCCUGGCGAAGUGGCAACAUGUAGCAGCCAUGACAGCUGACAUUCCAGAAGACGUCACGGAGUUCAUCCAGCGUAUUCGAACAUUAGAAACAUUGGGUGUGGCUUCAAGAGCAGACACUUUUCCACCACCCCCUGGUCCAGCGGGCCCACCGGUUAUACCUGCCACUCCACCAACACAAGAUUUUGCUGCUGCCCUGUCCACCUUCGGUGACAAGCUCGUAAAUCAAAUCGCAGCACAAUUCAACAAAUUAUCGAUCGGAAGUCGUGGUGCUGGACGUGGCGAGAGUAGCAGCGACGCCAGUGGUGGAGCUGGACAUGAACGUGGUAUGGGACGCAAUGGAAGAGGUGGAGGUGGAUGGGUUGAACCAAGUGCAAGAAAAUGUUACAACUGUGGAGUAGUUGGACACAUCUCUCGUCAUUGUCCAUCAAGAACGGGAAAAGGUUCAACCGGAAGCUAGGAGCAAGGCCUAUGCUCACCGGUUAUGCCUACCUCCCUUGCCGUCCCCCGCUGCCCUUUGUUAAGGUAUUUAUAGAAAAUGUAGGUGAAGUGGUCGGACUUGUUGAUACAGGUGCAAGUGUGUCUGCCAUAAGACUUAGUGUCGUAAGAAAUAUUCUCAAUCCUAAUCGUGUAAAAUCUUUGUUAAAAUUAACUGGUGUAGAUGGUUAAAAAGUGAUAGUAGAUUCUUUUUGUCUAUUAAACGUAAAGUGGGAAAAUCAAAUUGUAGAUUUGGAAAAAGUAGCCGUAGUGAAAUCGUGUCCAUUCGCGUUGAUUCUGGGAGCGGAUUGGAUUGUAAAAAGUAAAACAAAUUUUAUUGUUGAGGACGAUAAAAUUGUUGCAAAAUCAAAAGAACCGAGCAAACAAAAAGUGAAAAAAGUCCAUUUUGCCGGUAUUGAUGAUGAAAUUGUUAGUGAGUUGUGUGAGGAGUGCCCUCUUAUGGUGAAAGACGAAUUGAUUGAGGCACUCGAGAAAGAUGGAACAAAGAGACGCAAUCAUACUCAUGGUAUUGAAGUAAAGGUAAUAGAGUCAGCCAUUAUUCCUGCCGAAUCUCUGUGUUUUGUUAAAGCUCAAAUGUCUAAGAAUUUCUUUGGUAAUGUGGUGGUGUGAAAAAAUAUGUGUUCCCAUCCGGGUUUAGAGUGGAUUAUUCCAUCAUGUAUAGUUAAGGUGACGACAGGAAGACUAAAAAUUCCUGUUUUGAAUAUGAAGUAAUCCGUGCUUAAUUUAUGACGUAAAGAUUUAUUAGCUCUUGUAGAACCUGAUUUUGAUCCCAGCUUGGUCGUCGUUGGUCAAGAAGACCAGCCAGUUAAUCCAGCCUGCCCGCUUAUCAGUGACAUUGAACAACCGAGCUGGAACGCGUUAAAAGACGCUCGUAUUGGUGAAAAGUUAUCGACAGAAGAGAGGAGCGCAGUACUGGCCCUGUUAACAAGACGUCUACGAUGUUUCCCGUCAGCAGACGGCAAUUUGGGAUACACUAAUAUAGCAGAACAUGUCAUCGAUACGGAAAACGCGCAUCCAAUCAGCUGUGUCCCAUAUCGAGUAUCUGCUCCCGAAAGAAGUAUUAUCAUGUAGAAAGUCACUGAAAUGUUGCGGCAAGGCAUCAUACGUCCGUCAUUUAGCCCUUGGGCUUCGCCGGUAGUAUUAGUUAAGAAAAAAUCUGGUGAUUAUCGUUUUUGCAUUGAUUACAGGCGCCUUAACGCCGUAACGAAACGAGAUGUUUAUCCGUUGCCCCGUAUGGAUGAUGUUUUCGAUCGGCUUGCUGGAGCAAAAUUUUUUUCCAGCCUGGAUUUAAUGAGUGGAUACAGGCAAGUACCCGUUGUUGAAGCUGAUAGAAACAAAACAGCUUUUAUCCCACCCGACGGUUUGUAUGAGUUUCUUAGAUUGCCAUUCGGUUUAAAUAACGCACCGUCUACGUUUCAAAGGCUUAUGGAUAGAGUUCUUGCCCGUCUCAAAUGGCAAAUGUGUCUAGUUUAUCUGGAUGACGUGCUAGUUUUUGAAAAGACAUUUGAAGAGCAUCAGAAGAGACUUGAAUGUGUGUUGAUUGCCUUGUAAAAGGCCAGUCUAACGCUUAAUGUAUCCAAAUGUAUUUUUGCGACCAGUAGAAUCUUUCACCUAGGUCACAUCAUCGAUGAGAAUGGAAUCCGGCCAGACCCAGAAAAGAUCAGCGCCCUUUUGAACUUUAGGAUUAAGAAUGUAAAGUCUCUGAGAGGCUUCCUUGGCCUUGCUUCUUUCUAUCGUCGUUUCGUCCCAGAUUUUGCCCCAAUAGCUCAUCCAUUGCACGUGUUAUUGAAAAAGAAUUCCGUAUGGAGUUGGAAGGAAAAUCAAGAGUUAGCCAAAACCGAACUUGUCAACCGCUUGGUGUCGGCUCCGGUGCUGGCACAUUUUGAUGAAAAUAUUGAUGUAUGUCUACAAACAGAUGCUAGCCUAGUAGGCCUUGGGGCCGUUUUAACUCAAGAUUCCGGUGAGGGACCUCGUCCAGUUGCAUACAUCAGCCGAAGAUUGACUGAAGCGGAGAGUAAGUACCAUGCAAAUGAGUUAGAGUGUUUAGCGAUCGUGUGGGCCGUAAAAAAGUUACGACAUUAUGUGUAUGGUCGACGUUUUUCAAUUUGUACCGACAGUUCUGCUGUUCGGUGGCUAUGGUCAAAGAAAGAAGUAACUGGCAAAUUCGCCAGGUGGAUUUUGUCUCUUCAAGAGUUUGAUUUUUAAAUUCGCCACGUUAAAGGUGUAGAUAAUUGUGUGGCUGAUGCCCUAUCGCGUAACCCUGAUGAAUCCUGUAUUGGAACCAGUGGCUCCGUGAUCGGUCAUGUAGUUUGUGUUUUUGACAGUAGAAGGCCAGUAGGCAUGAGUAACGCUGAAUUGGCAUUUCAACAACAGUUGGAUAGCCAAUUGCGACCUAUUAUUACCUCCUUGAAUUCAAAAGUACCGGGAAAAUUUUCUGAGCAAUUUAAAAUUCAUGGGAAAGUUUUGUAUAGAAGGAAUCCCUCCCAGGGUUGUAAAUUUUUGUUAUGUGUCCCAUCAAUUUUAAAAAGAAAAAUAAUUGAGUUUUGUCACGAUGAUCCCUCCUCCAGUCAUAUGGGAAUAGAUAAAACGGUUGCACGGGUCUCUGAACGUUAUUGGUGGCCAAAAUUUCGGGCCAGUGUUCGAAAAUAUGUAUCUUCUUGUAAUUAUUGUCAAUUUCACAAAUGUAUCCCUGGUUUCCCCGCUGGGCAACUCCAACCAAUUCCACCCCCUGAUCGUACGUUUCACACCAUUGGUAUGGAUCAUCUUGGCCCAUUCAAAGCAACGUCCGAUGGGAAAAAGCACAUUCUGAUGGCGAUUGAUUACUUGACAAAGUAUGUCGAAGCAGUGGCGGUGACAGACACUUCAACCGCAUUAGUAGCUGAAUUCGUCAAAGAUCACAUCAACUUUCGUCAUGGUGGUACGACUAGAAUCAUCAGUGAUCAAGGUACGGCGUUCUCAUCUCAUCUAAUGGAAGAAAAAGUCCACGAGUGGCGAACCGACCAUGUAUUCGCGACGGCAGAGCAUCCACAGACGUCUGGACUUGUUGAGCGUGUUAACAGGACGAUGACUCUGGCGUUGGCAGCCUACGUGAACGUUGAGCAUGACGACUGGGAUCGUCAUCUACCAGCAGCCGUCUUUGCUAUCAACACUGCAAGGCAGAGUACGACCGAGAUCUCACCGUUCCAGUUGGUUUAUGGCCGUCUACUACCUCUACCUCAAAUACAAACGGCUCUUUAAAAAAUAAA